UAUGCGCAUGCGCUUUGGUUGCUACGGAACUAGGCGGUGGGAUCUAAUGACCGGUUGUGGCUAGCCGCUAGCUUGUUCUUUCAAGUGGGAAUUCUUAAAAAGUUGUCUUCCUCUCUGUCUGCCUGCUGACCCUGUGCGCUCGAGGCGGUUCCGGUGCAACUGAAUCUCGCUUGUGUGGAGCUGCACCAUCAGGAUGUCCUGUCAGUACCACCACCACCUCCUCCUGCUGCUGCUGCUGAGUGUGGGAGUCUCUGCGGUGGAAGUCCAACGCCCUCGCGGUGUCCCUUUAUCGAAACGGCAGUUCUAUGAAGAGGGAAAACCAUUUACUUGCCUGGAUGGCUCCCGCACUAUUCCCUUUGACAGAGUGAAUGAUGACUACUGUGACUGCCGAGACGGCUCAGAUGAGCCAGGCACUGCUGCUUGUCCCAACGGCAGCUUUCACUGCACCAAUGCAGGUUUCCGACCAGCCUUCAUCCCCUCCUCCCGCAUUAAUGACGGAAUCUGUGAUUGCUGUGACACAACAGACGAGUACAACAGUGGUGCUGCCUGCCAGAACACCUGCAGGGAGUUGGGACGCAAAGAGAGGGAGAGCCUGCAGAAGAUGGCAGAGAUUGCUAAGGAGGGCUUUUUGCUAAAACAGCAACUUAUCCAAGAGGCCAAGAGGGGGCUAGAGGAUAAGAAGGCUAAACUUGGAGAUGUUCAGGUCAGUAAGAAGGAUCUGGAAGACAAGGUUGAGGCUCUGAGAACUGUUAAGGAGACUGCAGAGCAGCCAGAGAAAGAAGCUAAAGAGCGCCAUCUGAAGGCCUGGGAAGAUCAGAAAGCUCUCAUUCGCAUGGAGAAGGACAAAGCUAAAAUGACUGAGGUGUUUCUGGAACUCGAUGAUGAUGCAGAUGGCUUUGUUUCAGUGGCUGAGCUUCUGUCUCAUUCUGAACUCGAUCUAGAUUCAGAUGGUUUCACUGAAACAGAGGCUCAGGGAUUACUGGGAGGAGUGGACAAAGUGGACACAACAGCAUUUGAAACUGUUUGGAGCAACAUCAAAGACAAAUACAUUUCAGAGAUGGCCCCACCGCCAGUGGAGACUCCACAGGAGGAGAUGAGGGAACCAGUAUCUGACAACGAAUCCGAGCAGUAUCCUGAAGACCCUGACAUCCCAGAGGAUGAAGAGGAGGAUGAUGAGGAGGAUGAGGAUGAUGACCAAGAUGAUGGAGACUAUAAGCCCCCUCCUACGAUGCCAACUCAGGAAAAGAAGGAUGACGAUGAUGAGGGGACUAUGCCACCCUAUGACCAAGAAACUCAGAACCUCAUUGAUGCUGCUCAGAAGGCCAGGGAUGAGUUUGAUGAGGCUGAGAGAGCUCUCCGGGAAGUGGAUGAUCAGAUCAGGAACCUUGAGAAGGAAAUUUCCUUUGACUUCGGACCCAGUGCUGAGUUUGCCUACCUCUACAGCCAGUGUUAUGAGUUAACUACCAGCGAGUACAUCUACAGGCUCUGUCCGUUCAACAGAGUUUCACAGAAACCUAAGUAUGGUGGAUCUGAAACUAAUCUAGGAACAUGGGGGAAAUGGGCAGGUCCUGAGGAUAACAUCUAUUCCAUGAUGAAGUAUGAACAUGGAACAGGAUGCUGGCAAGGCCCUAACAGGUCCACUACGGUUAAGUUAACAUGUGGAAAGGAGACAGUUGUAACAUCUACCUCAGAGCCCAGUCGUUGUGAAUACCUGAUGGAGUUCACCACCCCUGCUAUCUGCCAUGAGCCCCCGAGCCUGGAUUCAGUGCUUCAUGAGCACGAAGAGCUCUAGGUCCACUUGAUUUCUUUUUCCUUAGGGACCACAUGGUCACUGCAGCAACACAAAGUUUCCGUGCUGUGAGCGACACCACCAUGGCGUCGGUUAACAAACAAGGGUAAAUGAUGGAAAUUCCAAUAAGUUACAUUGUCAGCACUUCUAACUUCCACUGCUACCUGUUGUGUUGAUUCUCUUAUUUGACAAAUGUAGUGUCAUUCCAUUGUUUUGAAAUAAAAUUCUUUUUAUCAUA
Lates calcarifer (barramundi perch) is the source of this 2027-nucleotide messenger RNA. It is a transcript of the gene prkcsh, whose product is annotated as protein kinase C substrate 80K-H. Gene Ontology annotation, biological process: N-glycan processing; liver development. Lineage: Eukaryota; Metazoa; Chordata; Actinopteri; Centropomidae. Gene Ontology annotation, molecular function: calcium ion binding. The record is from RefSeq and is a predicted model, not a curated record. Gene Ontology annotation, cellular component: glucosidase II complex.